Messenger RNA from Cryptotermes secundus, 579 nucleotides. Its product is annotated as gastrula zinc finger protein XlCGF7.1-like. The record is from RefSeq and is a predicted model, not a curated record. Lineage: Eukaryota; Metazoa; Arthropoda; Insecta; Blattodea; Kalotermitidae. The transcript has 3 exons. The coding region runs from base 1 to 579 and encodes 192 amino acids. Gene Ontology annotation, molecular function: DNA-binding transcription factor activity; RNA polymerase II cis-regulatory region sequence-specific DNA binding. Gene Ontology annotation, biological process: regulation of transcription by RNA polymerase II.
AUGAGUUCAAGGAGAGAGAUGUGGAACUGUACAAAUUUGGAGAAUGCUUUAGUGAUUCCACAUGGUGAGAUAUACCCAACACUUCAUGAUGCAAAUCAGGCCAUGAAUGUAAAAGCUGAAGCAGUCUCAGAUGCAGAAGAGGAAGAGGAUCCUGUCCCAAUAACAUUUCCAGAAAUAAAGGCUGAAGUAGAGGGUAAUUUGAAUGAACUUCAACCCAUACAUGGGGAGGAUCGACAGUAUUCCUGCAAUGAGUGUGGUGAAUCAUUCAGUCAGCAUAUAAUUCUGAGAGCACAUCAGCACAUACAUAGUGGGGAAGAGCCAUUUUGUUGCAUUGUGUGUACUAUGUCAUUCAGCUGUAAGAGUCUUCUAAAGGUGCAUCAGUGCAUACAUAGUGAGAAGCCAUUUUGUUGCAUCGUAUGUAAUAAGUCCUUUAGUCAUCAGAGUCAUCUGAAGACCCAUCAGCACGUACAUAGUGGCGAAAAACCAUUUUACUGUGAUGUAUGUAAUAAGUCAUUUAGAAAGCAGAAUCAUCUGAAGACACAUCAGCACAUACAUAGUGGCAAAAAGCCAUUUUACUGA